GGUGCCUGCCCUGCCCGCCUCCAGGCCAUGCUACUGCGACUCCUCACCCUGGCUCUGGUGACAGGGCACGCAGGGACGGAGACCCGGAUCAUCAAGGGCUAUGAGUGUCCCCCGCACUCCCAGCCCUGGCAGGCCGCCCUAUUCCAGAAGACGCGGCUGCUCUGUGGGGCCACCCUCAUUGCCCCCAGAUGGCUCCUGACGGCCGCCCACUGCCUCAAGCCCCGCUACGUGGUUCACCUCGGGGAGCACAACCUGCAACGCCCAGACGGCUGCGAGCAGACACGGGCGGCCACGGAGUCCUUCCCUCACCCCAACUUCAACAACAGCCUCCCCAACAAGGACCACCGCCAUGACAUCAUGCUGGUGAAGCUGGCCAGCCCCGCCUUCCUCACCCGGGCCGUGCGCCCCCUCGCCCUGUCGCAGCACUGCGUCACCCCGGGCACCCAAUGCCUCAUUUCUGGCUGGGGCACGACGUCCAGCCCCCAGUUGCGCUUGCCCCACACCUUGCGAUGUGCCAACAUCUCCAUCAUCGCACACAGCGACUGCGAGCGCGCCUACCCCGGGAACAUCACGGCCACCAUGCUGUGCGCCAGCGUCGGAAAGGAGGGCAAGGACUCCUGCCAGGGUGACUCCGGGGGCCCCCUGGUCUGCAAUGAGUCACUUCAAGGCAUUAUCUCCUGGGGUCAGGAUCCGUGUGCUGUCACCCGGAAGCCAGGCGUCUACACCAAGGUGUGCCGAUAUGUGGACUGGAUCCAGGCAACCAUGGAGAACAACUAG
Molecule: messenger RNA, 777 nt
Organism: Ochotona curzoniae (black-lipped pika)
Lineage: Eukaryota; Metazoa; Chordata; Mammalia; Lagomorpha; Ochotonidae
Gene: KLK11
Product: kallikrein related peptidase 11
Exons: 5
Coding region: 28-777 (249 amino acids)
Biological process (GO): proteolysis
Molecular function (GO): serine-type endopeptidase activity
Source: RefSeq, a predicted model, not a curated record